AUGGCCGACGUCCAGAUCUCGUCGACUUUCACAGAGAACGUCCGCGAGUGGGUGCAGCUGAACGACGUGAAGGCCCAGGCAGCGAAGGACAUCUCGAAGAUGAUCAGACGGAUCAAGGAACUGAAAGAGGGGAUCAUGACCUACAUGAGCGCGCACGAGAUCGGGACGGUCAACAUAAACGGGGAGCGGGUGAAGCUCAUCCACACCAAGUCGAAGAACGCCCUGAGCGAGGAGAUUUUGAACGACCUCAUCGCGAGGUACUUCAAGGAGAAUGGCGACUCCACGUCGGCUUCCAAGGCGGACCAGAUCGCGCACUACAUCAUGGAUAAGAGGGGUGUGACGACGAAGCCAUCGAUCAGGCGUAACAAGGCCAAGGCGGGCAGAGGCGCCGGCGAAGGCAACUCCGCACUCGGAGCAGGCCCCGAAGACGCAGAAGAAGGUGGGGACGAGGAGGACGAGGACGAGGAGGAGGUCUCAUCCACGUUGUCGGUCACCACGGUAUAUUCGAUCGCAUUUUUGAGCAACGUGAAGGAGUACCACUCCAUCGAGAUCUCAGACCAGGUGUAUGACGUGUACGUCAGGCUGAGAGAGCUCGUCACCGCGAAUCACGGCCCGUUUCGGUUGGAGUAUCAACACGUGGAUGCCCUCGUCGGCGGAAUGAUGGACUUCGUACGGGAUCAUGCCAUAUCCAUGAUAAAGCAGGAUGCCGUUAUAUUCUGCGAUGAGGAUGACCCCUUUCGAACGGCCAGGGAGGUGCACUUCCUGUAUGCGUCCGCGGUGGAGAGGGUCAUAUACAGGCAGGUGCUCUCGGCCUGCGUCGGCCCGGACGUGCCGGUCCGCAUGAUCGAUCAUUUUGCGAAUCGGUGCUUCCUGUGGGUCAAGGGGUACCAGAGCCGGUGGAACGGACCGGAGGUCACGGAGAAGGACGUGGAGGCGGCCGUGAGCGCGAGUGCGGCGGAGUUCGGCUUGGGCGACGCGUCCGCGGUGGAGGUUCACUACGAGGCCAGGCGGCUGCCGGCGUACCUGCGCGGCGGGGGUGCGGCGAAGGACUCCGGCACGAAGGCGAAGCGCUUCGACGCGGCGGUGGAGCGCAUCAGGGGGUCGUACGUCCGGUACAUCAACGAGGUCCAGCACGACACGGAGAGCAGGGAGGCGCUCCGGGCCAUCGCGGACGUCGCCGUCUGCGCGCACCUCGCGUACCCGCCGGCCAAGACGCACUUCGUGUUCGAGGACCUGCACCUGGGGGACCUGCGGAGGGACAAGAACCUGGGCCUCUUCGGGUGCACUCGGAAGGUCGCUGCGGCCCUCGUGCGCGAGCACGGCCGAUCCCCGCCGGACGGUGCGGUCCUCCCUCGGGUGUUCACCCCCGAGUCCAUGAUGCGGCUGUUCGGGGUGGGCAUGGACGAGGAACUGUCCACGAGGUCGUUGCGCGGCGUGGCCGACAUCAUCAUGGGGGAUCUGCUCAUCGACGUCAAGACGUCCACGGAGCCGGGCGUCCAGGCGACGUGGGUAAUCCAGCUGCUGUGUUAUGCUGCUCUCGCGAGGCUGAAGGGGAUGGUGGUGAACCACAUAGCGAUCUACAACGCCCUAUCCGGCACCUUCUGGAAGGCUCCGAUCGGAGACUGGCACGCGGACGAGGAGUUGCUCGUCAGGAUCAACAACGAGCUGUCGAAGGGCCGCCCGGAGGUCACGUGA
This is a messenger RNA of Klebsormidium nitens, 1695 nucleotides long. The record is from the annotation of a GenBank genome assembly. NCBI's taxonomy places the organism in Eukaryota, Viridiplantae, Streptophyta, Klebsormidiophyceae, Klebsormidiales, Klebsormidiaceae.